Molecule: messenger RNA, 5873 nt
Organism: Poecilia latipinna (sailfin molly)
Lineage: Eukaryota; Metazoa; Chordata; Actinopteri; Cyprinodontiformes; Poeciliidae
Gene: adgrb2
Product: adhesion G protein-coupled receptor B2
Exons: 35
Coding region: 153-5414 (1753 amino acids)
Biological process (GO): cell surface receptor signaling pathway; peripheral nervous system development; negative regulation of angiogenesis
Cellular component (GO): plasma membrane
Molecular function (GO): G protein-coupled receptor activity
Source: RefSeq, a predicted model, not a curated record
GGAGGGGAUGGGGAGUUCCGACGUGAACGCGCCUGACGGAUCCCCGGCGGAGAGGGCAGCGAGAGCGCGCAUCCCCGUCCUCCGCUCGUGAAGACACUGCAGGGGAGCCAGAUGCCCGACUGCGAGACGCUGCCUGUGGAUCCUCAUCCCGAAUGCCAGAGCAGGCGACACAUCUCAUCCCACCGCACAGAGGAAGAGGAGGAAGAAAUGGAGGAGACGAAUGUCAUAGGAUGAACACUGCUGGUGGGGUGUGUCUGUCUGUGCUGUCCUCCCUCCUGGCCGUGGCUGGGGCCCUGGCUGCUCUGUCUGCCCUCGCUCUAGCUCCUCUCUCUACCCUGCCUGAGGUUGCCUAUGGGGCUGCCGAAAGCAUCCCCAGCACAGGGGCAGAAGGGGGCCCCUCACCCAUCUCCUCACCAUGCUCCAGCCUUGUAGCAGGGGUGCUCUAUGGUUCUUUCUCCCUACGGGAGCUUUUUCCCUUCAGGACACCUGGUUGUUCGUGGUCCUUGGAAAAUCCAGAUCCUACAAAGUACUCCCUCUACCUCCGCUUCACCCGAAACCCUAUCAUCUGCCAAACGCACCACCCCAUGCUCCUUUCCCUUGACCACCAUCUAGCCAAUCAAAGCUGCCCUCUCCAUUUACAAACGGCAACAGCCAGGGAUCAGGAGAUCAUCGAUCUCUGCGGCAGCCCCUUGAACUCAGACAGACCCUACUCCUUCCUGCAGUUUGAUAAAAACUUUGUUCAGCUAUGUCUGACGAGACACCCUGCUGCAGAUGAGCCUCAGGUAACAAAGGAAUUGGCGGAGCAGAGGCUGGUGGAGGUUUUGCUCAUUAACAACGAGAACUCCAGUCAGUUCACCUGCGGCGUGCUCUGUCGUUGGUUUGAGGAGUGUCUGCGGACGGACCCCACUGGGAACCAGGAGACCUCUGACGGGGAUGUUUGUGGGAUGACGCAAACGGGCUGCAUUUGUCCUAAUCACAACAUCAUGGCGCCGCCGAUUCCACUACUUCCGGAGACACCUCACAGUUUCAGCAACGGUUCCCUCGUCCCUGAUGACUGCUGUGUAACCGAACUUCAUUCCAAUGAUGCAAUCGCCAUAGCACCGAGAGACGUCAGGCAAGACCCAUACGAUGACGACCUGAAGGUGAAGACCCAAAGGCCACGAUCAGCUGACCUGCCAGGUGUGUUUCAGGCACAAACAGGUGAUCCGGCGGCAGAGGAGUGGUCGCCGUGGAGUGUGUGUUCUCUGACAUGUGGGCAAGGCUGGCAAGUGAGGACGCGGUCCUGUGUCUCCUCUCCUUAUGGCACGCUUUGCAGUGGUGCUCUGCGGGAAACGCGCAUGUGCAACAACACAGUUUCCUGUCCUGGUGAACCUGGAAUCAUAAGUACAGUGCAUGGGCAGUGGGAGGAGUGGUCGUCAUGGAGUCUGUGCUCUGUUACCUGUGGGCGGGGCUCCAGAACACGCACCAGGAAGUGCAUGGAUGGAGGUGGGGUGACGCCUUGCGGCCAGCCCGACAUUCAGACCAAACCCUGCAACAUAGCAGUUUGUCCUGUGGAGGGCCAGUGGUUGGAGUGGGGCGCGUGGUCAAAAUGCAGCGUGACCUGCAACACGGGCACCCAGAUGAGGCAAAGGCGCUGCAGUCCCUCGGUGCAUGGCUGGGCCGAGUGUAAGGGGCUUCAUCAGGAGAGCAGGGAAUGCGCCAACCCUUCAUGCAGCGGUGGAGGUAACUGGGGCAGCUGGAACCACUGGAGUCUGUGCAGCAAGACGUGCGACUCCGGGUGGCAGCGGCGCUACAGGAUGUGCGAGGGCAGCGGAGAACAAGGCUAUCCCUGUGAAGGUUCAGGAGAGGAGGUCCGGUCCUGCAACGAGAAGAAGUGCCCCGCUCCUCAUGAGAUAUGCAAAGACGAGCACCUCCUUUCGAUGUCAUGGAAGAGAGCCUCAGCCGGAGAAACUGUCUACAACAAGUGUCCAACAAAUGUUAUCGGAUCUGCUAGUCGUCGAUGUAUGCUGGACAAUAACGGAGUUGCUUUCUGGGGUCCUCCGAGCUUCGCCAGAUGCGUCUCCCUUGAGUAUAGACAACUGCAUUUAGCUUUGCUAGAGCAUCUUGCGAAGGGUCAGAGGACCCUGGCCGGGGAGGGGAUGUCUCAGAUCGUACGGAGUCUCCUGGAACUUUUGCAGAGGAGGAGCUACUACAGUGGCGACCUUCUCUUCUCCACGGAGAUCCUGCGAAAUGUGACGGACACCUUCAAAAGAGCAACCUACAUCCCAGCUUCCGACGACGUGCAGAAAUUCUUCCAGAUUGUCAGCCACAUGUUGGACUUGGAAAAUCUGGAGAAGUGGGAGGACGCACAUCAGGUCGCUCCCGGUGCUGCUUUGCUGAUGAGAAUAUUAGAAGAUUUUAUUCAUUUCAUUGGAGAAGCACAGAAGCCUUUUCAGAGUUUCCUGACAGUCACCAACAAUCUCAUGAUAACCAUACAAAGAGAGCCAGUGUCAGCAGUUUCAAGUGACAUUAACUUUCCCAUGAAGGGACGGAGGGGGAUGAAGGACUGGGCCAGAACAGCUGAGGAUAAGCUCUACAUCCCCAAAGAAGUCUUUACCAUCCCUGUUGAGGAGCCUGGGACCGAAUCAGAAACCACAAUGUAUUAUGUCAUUGGAGCCAUUUUGUACAGAACCCUUGGCAUCAUCUUACCUGGACCAAAUCCUCCUGCGGUGAUCAACUCCAAGAUUCUGACGGUGACGGUGCGACCCGAACCUCAGCCGAGCGAGCCCAUGGUCGUGGUGGAGCUGUCGCCGCUUUUAAAUGGUACAUCAGAUCCUCAGUGCGUUGUCUGGAACUAUGGCAACACGGAAGCUGGCACAGAAAACUGGGGCACAGAAGGCUGCCAAACGCUAGCAUCAAACACUGUCCACACCAAAUGCCUCUGCAGCAGGAUAUCCACCUACGCCGUGUUAGCGCAGCAAGCUAAAGACCCGGACAUGGGUCCUACCAGCAUGCCCUCAGUGCCCCUCAUGGUGGGCUGCGGAGUGUCCUGCACUGCUCUCCUCAUCCUGCUGCUCAUCUACGCUGCCUUUUGGAGGUACAUCCGGUCAGAGAGAUCGAUCAUCUUGGUCAACUUCUGCUUCUCCAUCCUGGCCUCCAAUUUACUGAUUCUGCUAGGACAAUCUCAAACACUCAACAAGGGGCUGUGUACUGUGACUGCUGCUUUCCUGCAUUUCUUUUUCUUGGCGUCCUUCUGCUGGGUGCUGACUGAGGCAUGGCAGUCCUACCUGGCUGUCAUUGGCAAAACAAGGUCACGCAUCAUUCGCAAGCGUUUUCUGUGCCUCGGCUGGGGUCUUCCAGCCCUUGUUGUUGCAGUGUCGGUGGGUUUCACCAGAGCAAGAGGUUAUGGCACCGCCAGCUACUGCUGGUUGUCUUUGGAGGGCGGCCUGCUUUAUGCCUUCGUUGGUCCUGCUGCUGUCAUCGUUCUGGUAAACAUGCUCAUUGGGAUUGUGGUGUUCAACAAGCUCAUGUCUCGAGACGGCAUCUCAGACAAGUCUAAAAAGCAGCGAGCAGGUGUCCCGGCGGAGGCGCGGAGCCGACUGCUCCUGAAAUGCUCCAAGUGUGGCGUGAUCUCAAGUACCGCUAUGUCCAGCUCGACGGCCAGCAGCGCCAUGGCGUCCCUGUGGAGCUCCUGUGUGGUUCUUCCUCUGUUAGCAUUGACCUGGAUGUCAGCCGUGCUGGCCAUAACUGAUCGGCGCUCCACACUCUUCCAGGUCCUCUUCGCCGUUUUUGACUCUGUCCAAGGCUUUGUCAUCAUCACUGUCCAUUGUGCUAUGCGCCGAGAGGUGCAAGACGCUGUGCGUUGUCGAAUGGGGGGAUGUAAAGACGACAGCGAAAACUCCCCUGACUCCUGCAAGAACGGACAGGUGCAGAUCAUGAAGGGCUCUUGCGGACAGCAGCACAGCUCUCGUCAGAGCACACCCCUGUGUUUGUCUGGCUGUCACCAGCAGCUGCCGACACCGACGUGCCACCACACAAGCCAGCAAGCCUGUUACCAUGAUCUGCCUAACAGCAGCCGCAACUGUGUGCUGAACCACGGCCACACACAUGAGCACACCCCACUGCUCAACAAUACCCACAACCACACCCCCAAUCACAGCAGCAGUCGAUCAACGGAUUUCGAGAAGGACGUGGACUUGGCUUGUCAGACAGAGAGAGGACACCCAUUCAUUUUCAAAGAGGUCAACACCUGUAACCCAGCCACCAUCACUGGAACCCUGUCACGAAUCUCCCUGGAUGAUGAGGAUGAUCCAAAGCUCGCAGCACAUCAGGAAGGGGGAGUAGGGGUCAAUUUCAGUUCCCUUCCUGGAAACAUCCCGCCUCCAAACCUCAUUGUACAGGUUCCAACAUUAGGACUUAAUGAGCUCAGUGAGACGCCUCUUAAGAAGGAGGUAAACUUGGACCAGCAGAGACAGCAGGGGCAGCCACGCACCACCGCUCCGAUCUACUUGUGCACCGAGAGCGGCCUGGGUUGGGCCCGGCCGCCCGCGUCCUCCAACAAUUCCCAGGACGGAAGCGCAGGAAGUGGGGGGAGCGGCGGGGGUGGGAGCGGCGGAGGAGGGGAAGGAGACUACAUGGUCUUGCCUCGUAGGACGGUCAGUCUCAAACCUCCCGCGCCUUCUUCGCAGGGAGGAGGCCUGGGACUUGGAGGCGAGGACAAGCCCCUCAAUAUCGCGGUGGAGGAUCCUCCCUUCCCCCCUCCUCCCUCUCCACUCACCCUUCACCCGGCAGAGAGCGAGGCCUAUCCGGCAGAUUUUGUGCCGUCCAGCGUUGGUGACAUGAAUAUCACCAUGAACCUAAACCGCUCCUACGGGACUAUCAAAACCGUGCCCCAUGGGCAUGGCCACUUGAUGGGCCAAGGUGGGCAUGUGCACUCCCACGGAGGACACAUGCACUCCCACGCGCAUUCACUCCACCUAAAGCCAGGCCAGAGGCCAUCAGUCAGACAGAUUCUGACAGGGGGAACCACAGUGGAGAGAACCCGCACCCUCCCACGCAACCUAGGCAGCACCAAUGCCAACACCAGCCUCUCAGCGGGAUCCCUGGAGAGGAAGAGAGUACGGUACUCUGAGCUGGACUUUGAGAAAGUGAUGCACACUCGCAAAAGACAUUCUGAGCUGUACCAUGAGCUCAACCACUCGUCCAAGUUCCACACCAUAGACAGGUAUAACAGGGACCCAGCCAUGUCCACAUUCAAGGACAAGUCCAACCCCGAGGACCAAAGCUCCUGGGACAGCUUCAAGACCAUGACCCCCGAGCUGUCUAUCGUGCCUGGGGAGCAGAAAGACCGUCUGGAAUUGCACAAUAAGAACUGGGACUCGUCCUCAGCGAACACACCGGACUCGUCGGAGGGAGACUUCCAGACUGAAGUGUGAAGACGACACACGAGUUGUUCAUGCUCACCUUAAUCACAGACCUGAGAUAAUGUUGAGAUACAGACACGCACACGCAUACACACACACACACACGCAGACACAGGACUCCCGAAAAGAUUCAGAUAGGUACGAUCUCCUGCAAAGGAUCUCAGACUUUCUGCUCCCUGCCUCAUGCAAUGUGCUUUGUUGGAUCCCAUACUGUAUUUGUUUACAGCUGAAGAGGACGUAUAUUCAAAAGGAAGACUGUUCUUCGCUCUAUUUUCGCAAAGACUAUCGGUGGGGUGGGGGGGAACAGAACAGGGGCUGGAAAGAUCUGUGACUAAAGACGAUUUUUAAAAGAACUCAAAAAGGAUGAAAAACUUAAUUUCUGAGGGAAAAAAAGGUCUUGAUUUUAUUCUGAAGAUAAAAGAAAACGUCUUACAAGUGUUUGAUGACUUAGGGAGGUUGGUUUGGGGUGGG